UUGGACCAUUGCCAGUCUCAACUCAACCUCUGCAAAACGCGUCCUUUUACCCUUUUUCUCUUCCUUUUCCUUUCCUUUCUUUUCUUUUCUUUUUUACCCCUCUUCUUCUACGUCGAGUAGUCGCCAAGGAGGAGGAGCGUAGUUAGCAGCAGAGCAGUUGUAUUCUUGUCAAAAGCAGGCACCAUCCAUCGGACAAAGAAACCUGCGAAAACAAAUGCAGACAGCACAGCAAUCCCCCCCCCCCUCCCCGCUGGGCGGCAUUAUUUAUUACGUGAAUGAAUGAUAAUUUGAUUGCUUGAUCCUGACGCCGCUGCAGAAACACUUGUGAGUGCUCCGAGUCCCCACAUAACAUUCUGCCCUGCGUUGUUUACUCCAAGCAACUCUCUCUGCUUCUCUGUCUGACGCCAGAGAAAAGGCAACUCGUGCAAGCGAAGCGACUCUUCCUUUAUAAACUAGUAAUUUUCCUAUUAAUAUCACAGAUCCACAGACACAAGAAAAAAGAACAAGGAUCACGUUCUGCAACCCCGAAUUAUAGUAGUAGUAUAAUAUAGUCGCCCAGGAUCAGGAUCAUGGCCACCACCUCUGCCAGUCUUCCCUCAAGCAAGUCUUGCGAUGCUAUAAAGCAAAUGGAGAUUGAGCCCCUGUGUUCUCCUACUGGUUCCACCUCUUCUACCCUCGACCACCUCCACCCCAGGCGGAGACCCAUAAAGAAGCCCUUGUCAGCGCCAGCGCGUCAACAAUCCUUUAGCCGUGAAAUGCGCCACGCCGCCGCCGAGACUUAUCUGCUCACCACCCUCAGCUUCAAGCUUCUUUCUUACCUCGGGGUGGGCUACCGGUGGAUCAUGAGACUCAUAGCUCUUGGGAUUUAUGCCAUGUUACUCAUGCCAGGAUUUCUCCAAGUUGUAUUUUAUUAUUACUUUUCAAGCCAAGUUCGUCGAAGUGUCAUUUAUGGAGAUCAACCAAGAAACAGGCUGGAUCUACAUCUGCCUCCAAGACAAGAUUGCAAAAAACCUGUUGUGAUAUUUGUGACUGGUGGAGCCUGGAUCAUAGGAUACAAAGCAUGGGGUUCUCUCCUAGGGCAGCAAUUAGCUGAAAGAGACAUCAUUGUUGCAUCCCUGGAUUAUAGAAAUUUUCCUCAGGGGACAAUCAGUGAUAUGGUUAAAGAUGUUUCUCAAGGAAUAGCUUUUGUUUGCAACAAUAUCAGUGGUUAUGGGGGUGAUCCAAACAGGAUUUAUCUAAUGGGCCAAUCAGCUGGUGCACAUAUAACUGCAUGUGCUCUUAUGGAUCAGGCAUUCAAAGAAUCUAGAGGAGAGGACGUUGCAUGGUCUGUCUCCCAGAUAAAAGCUUAUUUUGGCUUAUCAGGGGGGUACAAUCUACCCAACUUAGUUGAUCAUUUCCAUUCUCGAGGCCUGUACCGCUCCAUCUUUCUGAGUAUAAUGGAGGGGGAGCAAUCCUUGAAACAAUUUUCACCUGAAAUUCUUGUUCAGGUCUUGAGCUCAAAAGAUGUAGUCUCUAUACUGCCCCAGAUAUUCCUUUUUCAUGGCACUUCAGAUAGUUCCAUACCAUCAGAUGCAAGUAAAGCAUUUGUAGAUGCUCUUAAGAGAGUUGGGGCUCAGGCUGAGUUGAUUUUAUACGAUGGAAAAACGCAUACCGAUUUGUUUCUCCAGGAUCCUCUCAGAGGUGGUAAAGAUGAACUGUUUGACUAUGUGGUUGCCUUUAUACACGCCGAUGACACAGAAGCUCUUGCUAAGGAUGCUGCGGCACGUCCAAGGAGACGGCUUGUUCCUGAGAUUUUGUUGAAGUUGGCGCGCAUUGUCAGCCCCUUUUAAUCCUUCCAGCUGCAUUAUAUAGUAGACCUUCAUGUCUGCGUGACUGAGAAGAAAGUGGCUUCCUCCUCAAAUUUCUGUUGGAGUUGGCUCCCAUUCAAAGCCUUUAUUUUAAAAGGCUGCCUAGGACGAUGAUCAAUGAUUUCAUUUGUUAAUGUCCAUUUCUAGGUAUUGAUCAUUCGCUGAUAUUCUACUAUGCAUCUGCGUUCUUUAAAUUGUAUCUAUAGUAUAUCUUUUUUGUUUUUUUGUUUUUUUGGGCUUGACAUUGCGGUAUUCGGUAUGAACCGUCCAACAGAAACUGAAGGAGAAAUAUAUAUACAUUCAUUCUUGUAUGAACUUCAGAAGACUGCCCUUAUAAUGGAGAUUUACACUUGCAGAAUUGUUGUA
Coffea eugenioides is the source of this 2213-nucleotide messenger RNA. RefSeq names its product probable isoprenylcysteine alpha-carbonyl methylesterase ICMEL2. Lineage: Eukaryota; Viridiplantae; Streptophyta; Magnoliopsida; Gentianales; Rubiaceae. The record is from RefSeq and is a predicted model, not a curated record. The coding region runs from base 570 to 1829 and encodes 419 amino acids. The transcript is spliced from 11 exons.